AUGGCACGACCUCAAAUCCCGCCCCUUUGCCUUAAGCAUAUUCUGCUUCAUUUAGAAGCAGAAGAUGUGGCACGGUGUGCGCAAGUGUCAAGGCAAUGGAAAGACGCUUCUUACUCGGAUUCACUAUGGAAAAAGUUUUGUGACCAAAGACAAAUGUUCCUUGUUCGAAUGAAAACUGAUCGCUGGGCAUUCGGGAUUUUGGACGAAUUAGCACAAGGUGGUCCUUUUUAUCUGGCGAAUAUGAAAAAACUUAAACAGUUAGGCGAUAAUUGCAAAGAUGUGCUAUUUUGGGUUAUGGAUAAUCCAAAUGAGGUGACUCUUACUCAUUGUUACUUUGCAAAACGUGCUCUUCAAUACAUUCGUAGAAGUGAAAUUAUCCAGAAAUGGAAAUCAUGGCGUGAAUAUAAAUUGGAAAUUUCCAACCUAGAAGGUUUCGCUAUGAUGGCUGCCUUUUUUAACGAAAGAAUCGAUGUGAUCGAUAUAUUACGUGAAAUUGAUGAAUUAGCUCACGAAUUUAAUUUAUUAUGUCAAAAUAAUCCUCCUGAAUCUCAAUUGUCCAAGUUUCGACUCCUUGCAAAUUUCUUUUGUUCAAAAUAUCCUUCUACUGCUUCUGUACUUGAUAUCGAAACUAAAUUUUUAUAUUUAGUCAUGCCACUUUUAGAAACUAAACAAAGCAAGGCAUGCGUAAUGACUGUUUUAUUUGAAGCUUUAGCUGAAAAAGUUGGAAUUGAAAACGUGGACAUUGUUUCUGAUCGUGAAAGAUCUCCAGAGUAUCUAGAUUGUACUCUUGGUGAUUUAUGUAAGCUUAUGAGUUUUUGGUGGUCGUUUGUCGCUGCAAGAUAUGGUUACUCGGAAGAUUACGAACUUGGUCGAAUAGCAUUAACUGACAUAGAAAAUUAUUUAGCUGCGGGUACUGAGGUAGAACAAGAGAUGUGGCAAGAAUUGAUUGAAGACGUGAAAGCUGACAUCGAAGGAUUGGAAGAGGAUGAUCGUAUUGAUUGGGAUUUUGAGUCCGGUCAGUCGAUUCGGGGUCAAUUAGGAAAAAAAGAUCCAAAAUUUUACAUUGGUGAUGUGGUUAAUUUCAAAAAAUUCCAUAGUCUUGGUGUGAUUUGUCGUUGGGAUAGAGCUUAUAAUAGAGAUAUAGCAGAAAAUGCGAUCAAAUUUGUCUGGACGGAUAUAGAAUCUCCUCGUGAUGAACCUUUUUACGAAGUUCUUACUCAUCGAGGUUCGUUUAUAUAUUGUGGUCAGAAAACGUUAAUGCUUGAGCCGGAUAAUUCAGAGCGGCUAUUAAGAAUGGUUCCUAGCAAUGUCUACGGAGACCAUUUAGGCGACGAGGCCGACUGGAAAUUAGCUAAAGCACUUGGUCCCGUAACUACCGAGUUAGUUGGUUGUUAUUUUGAAUGUUGGGAUCCGGAAAAUCGUAAAUACAUUCCCAACGAAUUAACUAGAAAAUGGUACCCAGACGGAUAA
Molecule: messenger RNA, 1470 nt
Organism: Racocetra fulgida
Lineage: Eukaryota; Fungi; Glomeromycota; Glomeromycetes; Diversisporales; Gigasporaceae
Source: the annotation of a GenBank genome assembly